UGGGAAAUCAAAGAAGAUGCAGAAAUGAAUUAAACAAGAAAAACAAAAUGUUAAAGGGGCGUGAAGUCGGCUGCGCUACACAAUUUAUAAGCUAAGAAGAGGUACAAGUGGUGAAGUGGUGUUUUUCCACCUUCACUUGAAGUCAGCAGCCGCGUCACGGUGACGAGCAGAAGCGUCGCUGUCUUGCUGACAAUCUUCUCUGUAUUUGAGGUUUCCAAAGCACUGCACCAAAAUGGAACUAGAGGAACAAUGGUGGCAAGGACAGCUUGCUGCAGAUAUUCACCAGGCACUACGUUUCAAAGAGCUCCAGUUACCAUUAUACAAAGGCCAGUCCCCUCAGCUCAACUUGAGGCGAUACUUUGCAGACCUUAUAGCCACCAUCAGUAACAGCUUCAGACUAUGUCCAGCAGCAAGACAUCUUGCAGUCUACCUGCUGGACCUCUUUAUGGAUCGUUACGAUGUCACAAUGCAGCAGCUUCACAUGGUUUCUCUGUCGUGUCUUGUUUUGGCCAGUAAGUUUGAGGAAAGAGAUGAUCGUGUGCCGAAGUUGGACACAUUGAACAACUUGUCCUGCAUGAGCUCGAUGAACUUGAUUCUAACCAAGCAGGGCUUACUGCACAUGGAACUACUACUCCUUGAAACAUUCCAGUGGAACUUGUAUCUCCCGACAGCGGCCCAUUUCAUAGAAUACUACCUCUCUAUUGCCGUCCAUGAGGGAGAUCUCCAUGAUGGCUGGCCCAUGACCUGCUUGGAGAAGACUAAACGUUACAUGGCCAAGUAUGCAGAGUACUUUCUGGAGGUCUCUUUGCAAAAUCAUGUAUUUCUGAGUUUUGCUCCGUCACUGGUAUCGGCUGCAUGUGUGGCUUCCUCCCGCCUUGUUCUUCACCUGUCGCCGACGUGGCCUCCCCGACUGCAGCGCCUCACCUGCUAUACUUGGGAAAAGCUCAUCCCUUGUGCUGAGAAACUGCUAAUCGCACAUGACAGUGAUGUCAAAGAAGCCAGCAAACCAGACGGCCAGCUGCAGCAGCCUGGCCAGACGGCGUUCCACGGUUCAUGCCAGGCAGCCGCUGUGCCCUCGUAUCUGCACCGGUCCGGCAUGCAGUAUUCGCAACAGGCCCCGAACUCCAGGCCAGCCCCCCAUCUCAACCACUCCAUCAGUCUGCAGGCACCGAACGCUGCCCAGCACAGCAACACGCAGGCCAUCACCGCCAUGUUGGACCCAAGUUCCAAUGUUGUCAACAGAGCGUACCAAGUCAGCAUGCACUACACCUGUGCUGCUCCGUGCUUUGACAGAUGAUGGGGUUUUGUUUUUUAGGAAGGAGCCAAUAAGACGUGUUAACUGUUCACCAUGAAGUGAAAAGGUGUUUUUAAUUUGAAGAGACUCCAUGAGGUCUGUCCAGCACUUAUAGUGUCCACAAAGUGCAAUAUGCAUACUCUGCUGUCGUUUGCAGAGGAGAGCCUGCAUGAAAGUUUGUUUCAUAAGAUGUUUGGGAUAACUGGAAUGAAUGUUGUGCUGAAGUGCCUGGAAAGCAGAUUUUGCACCGCUGCAGUGGUUAAUGUUACUGUGUAGUCUAACUGUGCUGCUGACCAAAUAUCGUUCUCGUAUUUAUUUAAACCAUGUUACCUCAGAAGUAUUGAACUCUUAAGUUCCUUGUUGUCACCGCCAUUAUGCCUGCUACAAUGCUAAGAUGGCUUUAAAAAAGUGAAGGGAUUCGCAUCGGUUUGUGCUAAACAAGCGGAGAAAAAAAACAGGUUGUAUUGGUGCUACUGUACUUGAGUCAUUGUUUUUCUUACUGAGGAUUGAAUGUGAUUUCUGUCAAUAGGAGUUAUUGUCGUUCAGACGUCAGUUUAUUUGCAGAAAGAAUUGUUGCUCUUCUGUACACAGAGCAUUUCAGUCAGUGCUGUGCACGUCUAUCAUUUUAAAUAAAAUAAAUGAGUUCAUUGA
Molecule: messenger RNA, 1945 nt
Organism: Thalassophryne amazonica
Lineage: Eukaryota; Metazoa; Chordata; Actinopteri; Batrachoidiformes; Batrachoididae
Gene: ccnj
Product: cyclin J
Exons: 6
Coding region: 233-1297 (354 amino acids)
Biological process (GO): regulation of cyclin-dependent protein serine/threonine kinase activity; mitotic cell cycle phase transition
Cellular component (GO): nucleus; cyclin-dependent protein kinase holoenzyme complex; cytoplasm
Molecular function (GO): cyclin-dependent protein serine/threonine kinase regulator activity
Source: RefSeq, a predicted model, not a curated record